CGUGGACUUGUCAGUGGUUGGGCCUUCAAAGCGGAGAAUCGUCAACGUCAAACAUUGCUCACAGGUCCCGGUUGGAAAUUUCUUUUAUUUCAAGUAUUUUACGUGGACUUGACAAAAGAUACCGUAAAAAAUGGGUGUAAUGGAAUCGUUGCAACUUGACAGCAUGCUCGGCGACGUACAACGUAUGGAUAAAAGACAGUUUUUAUAUCAGGUACUUAGUUUUGGUAUGAUUGUUUCGUCUGCGCUUAUGAUAUGGAAGGGUCUAAUGGUUGUGACUGGAAGUGAAUCACCCAUUGUCGUCGUGCUCAGUGGCAGUAUGGAACCAGCUUUUCAUCGAGGGGAUUUACUGUUCCUGACAAACUACCGUGAAGAGCCCGUCCAAGUAGGAGAAAUUGUCGUAUUCAAAGUGGAAGGACGGGACAUACCAAUCGUUCAUAGAGUAAUUAAAUUGCAUGAAAGUCGUAACAAUGGAACCGUAAAAUUCCUCACAAAAGGUGAUAAUAAUUCCGUAGAUGAUAGAGGAUUAUAUGCCCCCGGUCAAUUAUGGCUGACGAAAAAAGACAUUGUGGGCCGAGCGCGAGGCUUCCUUCCAUACGUAGGCAUGAUUACGAUAUACAUGAAUGAAUAUCCAAAUUUGAAGUAUGCUAUUCUGGGAAUUCUGGCGAUUUACGUUCUUCUGCAUCGUGAAUAAUACAUAAGAAAAAUCUCGGUGUAUUAUUCCAUACGCAGCACAAAAGAGUGUAAUUUACGGAAAAGAAGAGGCGAAAAAAAUACGAACACAUUCUUUAUUUUUCAAAAAACAAAAAAAAAAACAAUCGAAUUGUCCACCUUCCAUACACUUAAUUUUUUCCUCUGUUUAAGAUAGAGAAAGGAGGCGGAGGAUACAGGAUUAAUUAACCACACGUUUAUGUGUGUUUAUAUCGUUAAGUACUGAUGUGAAAAAAAAAUAAAACCUGUGUGUGUAAAAGACUUCGAAAUGUGUUGCUAGAAUUGUUUUCUUUUUUAUAUAUUUUUUUGGAGGAAAUAAAUUAUAAAAAUAAA
Molecule: messenger RNA, 1041 nt
Organism: Hermetia illucens (black soldier fly)
Lineage: Eukaryota; Metazoa; Arthropoda; Insecta; Diptera; Stratiomyidae
Gene: twr
Product: signal peptidase complex catalytic subunit SEC11A
Exons: 4
Coding region: 131-691 (186 amino acids)
Cellular component (GO): signal peptidase complex; membrane
Molecular function (GO): serine-type endopeptidase activity
Source: RefSeq, a predicted model, not a curated record